GACCUUAGCACACUUCAUCGACAGAAGCAUUUCAAGGACCUAUGUGAUGAGCCGUUGAAUCCAAAGCUAGAAGAGGACUGCAACAACGAGAACUGGGAACUGAAAUGGUAUUUCAACAAAGUACGUGGUGCAUGUAAAUCGUUCUGGUAUGGCGGAUGUGAAACAAAAGCGAGGAACUUUUUCGGCGAUGUCAAGAGCUGCCGAACAACAUGUGGUCACAAAUAUCCACCUCCGGAAGAGGCUCUCAAUCCGCAGUUUUUGCGGGAUCCGUCAUUAAUACUGAAAGCUAAAAUAGCUACUCCAGCGACUACAUCAACUCCUUUUUGGAGCGAACCAACAUCUCCUGAACUUCUAGAUUCAUCUGUUGUAACCACAGUACCAGCAUCUUCAGAAGCCACGACAGGCUUUGUGAGGAAUGUGGAUGCAGCGCCGCCCACCGCGCUCAGAACAACUACUGAGAAGAACCGCGAAAACGUGCCAUCGAUCCAGUCACCUACUCAAGAAAAAGUGAUCAUGGACAUCUGUGAUAAAGGUUUCGAUCCGAAAUGGGACGAGGACUGCGACAACGACAACUGGAUCAUCCGUGCGUAUUUCGAACCCAAGAAAAACGGAUGCAAACGUAUAUGGUGGGGCGGUUGCGUGACCGACAACAAGAAUCUCUGGAGCAGUAUGGCAGAAUGUCAACGGGCUUGUGCUCACAAGAUUGAACCGCUGUCGGUCCCUCCAGAGCCGCAGAAUCGAGCUUCUGAAGUUACAACGUCAACUAAGGGAACCACUGCCUAUCCGAUGUCUAGUAUGUCUCU
Molecule: messenger RNA, 803 nt
Organism: Cooperia oncophora
Lineage: Eukaryota; Metazoa; Nematoda; Chromadorea; Rhabditida; Trichostrongylidae
Source: the annotation of a GenBank genome assembly